GAGCGAGGUCCGCCUGAGGGAAAUCAUCCAGCAGAGUAAUCUCGUCCAGGAAACAGGUUCUCGCACCUCUCUCUCUCUCUCUCUCUCUCAGACAUCAUGCAUCUCCCCCUACUCCCCCUGCUAGGCUGGGCCAUUGCCCCAGUCCUCGCCGGCUGUCCGUAUGCGAGCCGACAAGCUGGAAUGACCCCCGAGGACAUUGCCAAAGCCCAUGCGGCUCAUGCCUCUCGCAGCUUCGCGGCUCCGGAUCGUGCCUCCCACUCCGCUCACAUUCGGUCCACCAAUGCCACUCAGAAAGGCAUCUUCAUGAUGAACCGCAUUGCCCCGGGGACCUCGGAGCUGUACAUUGCCAAUGCGGACGGCAGCAACGAGCGACCCCUGCUGUCCGACCCGAUCUACGAAUACCAUGCCACCUUCUCCCCGGACGGGGAAUGGAUCACCUUCACGGGCGAACGCAACGGCGACGGCAACUCGGAUAUCUACCGGGUGCGUACCAAUGGCACCGACCUCCAGGAGCUCCUGGCGACACCAGCGGUGGAGGACUCGGUAGUGCUCUCCCCCAACGGCAGUCUGGCUGCCUUCGUCUCGACCGCCAACGGAUUCAAGUCGAACAUCUGGCUGCUGGAUGUGAAGACCGGCCACUCGUGGAACCUGACCAACAACACCGCGUACGUGCCCCUGGCGAACCAGACCAUGAUGGAGAGUUACCUCCGUCCGGCGUGGUCCCCCAACGGCGAGUGGCUCGCCUUCUCGUCCGAUCGCAACACCCAGUGGUCGGGCCACGGCGAGCCGACCUACCUGGGGCUGACGGGGUGGGAAACGACCCAGGAGCUCUCCAUCUACGUGAUUCGCGCGGACGGGACGGGCUUCCGGCGGCUAGCCACCAAGCCACACUACUCCCUGGGCUCGCCCAAGUGGUCGGCCGACGGCCAGCGAGUGAUCUUCUACGAGAUGACCCGCGAGAACACCUACAACUCGCACCGGCCCGAGACCGUGGGCCAGGCGAACUCGACCCUGGUGUCGGUGGACUUUGCCACGGGGCAGGACCGCCGCGUCGAGGUGGCCGCCGCCUCCGUGCUGACCUUCCCUCAAUAUCUCCCCAACAACACUAUCGGCUACUCGAUGCGCGGCAGCCGGGACGGGGUGGCCACCACGGCGGGCCACUGGAUCAACAGCACCAACAGCAGCAUCACCCUGCGCUCGCCCUCGUGGUCCCCGGACGGCCAGCAGGUGGUGUACGAGAAGACGACCUGGUCGAUCCGCCCCGGCUACAAGCAGCUGUACAGCUGGGAUCCCGAGUGGGAGUACCGCUUCACGGAUGUCUUCCCGCAGAUGAGCUCAAACGACCGCAUCGUGAUCACGCAGAAGCAGCUGGGCAACUCCUCGAUUGUGACGCUGAAUCCGCACGGCGAGGACCUGCAGCUUGUCUACGACCCUAGCACGGCGGACUUCCUGCCCGCCUCGGAGACGGCCGGGCUGGCGGCCUUCAACCCCAACUGGUCCCCGGAUGGGGAGUGGCUGGUGUUUGGCGUCGGCUUCUGGUUCGAGACGCGCGAGGCCUCCGGGGGCUGGAUCGUGCGCGCCACGGCCAACGGUUCCUACUCUGAGGUCAUUGUGGAUAGCGCCUACAGCAUCACCAACAGCACUACCCUCAACAGCGGCUUCCCCAGCUUCUCCGCCGAUGGCAAGCAGGUCGUCUACCGCGUCUGGGGCGCCGACACCGCCACCUACGGCAACAGUAGCGAGAUCGGCCUUCGGGUGCUCGACCUCGAGACCCGCGCCGUCACCGUUAUCACCACCGAGUGGGAUAACCUGCCUGCCUACUCCCCGGACGGCGAACGCAUCCUCUUCACCCGCAAGACCAACUCCUACAACUACGAGGUGUGCACCAUCCGCCCCGACGGAACCGAUCUGCGCGUCCUGACCACCAGUGGGGGCAACGAUGCCCACGCCGUCUGGUCGCAGGACGGUCAGAUCAUGUGGUCGACCGGGAUGUGGGGAUUCCGCUCCGAGUGCGCCCUCUACGAUAACACCUUCCAGCCCUACGGGCAGAUCAUGAUCAUGGAGGCGGACGGAUCCAACAAGCGCAUGUUGACGGACUCACUGUGGGAGGAUUCGAUGCCCCUGUAUCUUCCCAACCGGGUGUUGUAGACUUGGAUUGGAAGGAGUGCUGGAGGGCUUGGUGGUGCAUGCGUUUUCCCAACCGUCUCGGGGGAAGAGGGGAGGGGGUAAGGGGGUGGCUCCAUCUAGAUGGAGGCCCAACCUUUUUGAGAAUAGAGAUGUGUUUUUUUGCUUGCAUUUAUUUCAAACCCGCGUUAUGCCGAGAAUUUGUACAUGCUUCACCAAUGAUUGACCAGUGAAAACUGCG
Molecule: messenger RNA, 2365 nt
Organism: Aspergillus aculeatus ATCC 16872
Lineage: Eukaryota; Fungi; Ascomycota; Eurotiomycetes; Eurotiales; Aspergillaceae
Product: TolB family protein
Exons: 1
Coding region: 97-2148 (683 amino acids)
Source: RefSeq, a predicted model, not a curated record